This is a messenger RNA of Leishmania braziliensis MHOM/BR/75/M2904, 1728 nucleotides long. RefSeq lists its product as hypothetical. NCBI's taxonomy places the organism in Eukaryota, Euglenozoa, Kinetoplastea, Trypanosomatida, Trypanosomatidae. The transcript has a single exon. The record is from RefSeq and is a predicted model, not a curated record. The coding region runs from base 1 to 1728 and encodes 575 amino acids.
AUGGAUGCGGCGGAGACUGGAGGCACUGCCGUAGUUGAACUGGUAAGUGACCACUACUUCCCCUCUGACACCAAUGAGGCGGAGUACCAACAGCAGCAACUCCGCGGUCAUGGUAACCGUGAUGGCGGCCCGUCGACGCAACUGGGCUUGACCUCCACCAGCGGGCAGGAACUCGAGGGAUACAUCUAUUCCGACGCCGCGGUGUUGGAUCUGCAGCCGCACGCGUGGAUUUCAGUGCCCAGCGCAGCGGUGCGGCGACGCCGCUGGCGCCUCGUGAACUGCAUGUGGGAGCAGAACCCGCCCAUCGCCAUCACCAUCACGGAUCUUUCUUUAUCGGUGAAGCCAACCCAAGAGUCUCUCUGGGUGGUUCCUCAGGAGGCCAAUGCCUCCACCACCGACGCGUUGCAACAGGACUCUUCUUCUCUGCAGGUACCACACGAGAAGGCAAGCGCCAAGGCGGGCGAGUCUUUACGCGAUGAGCAUGUCGUCACUGAUGGCAGCGUAGCGGCUAAAGACUCGCAUCCGCUAGUGAUGGCGCCAGGCUCAGCGGGCUCUUGGAACAUAACGAAAUGGCGACUGGCCGAUGCACCGUACUUGCAGCGAGGCUUCACAAGCGACGUGUUUCCGUCCGAGUGUCGCCAACUCCUCGAAGACCUCCCCAUUGGCACACAGAUGGAGGACUGGAGCAUGUUUGUUGUGGCGGCCACGCUCAGCUUUUACCAGCGGCAAGCACACGAGUGGGCAACCUCAUGGUGGACGUGGUGUGCUGAACUGAGUGGCAGGGGCGGCAUCCUACUCCCUGGGUGGCUGACUGCGCCAAGUGCAGGUGCUACCGUGGAUGGAAACCUAUUAAGCGUGGCCGGGAGCGUCACUACCACAGCCACCGCCGCUGCUUCAGCAGUGCUUGCGCCACUGCUCAGCGUACUGUACGCUCUGAGCUGCCUGCUACGCGCUGGGCAUCAUGCGCUCGCCCAAUUGUUGUCGUAUGAGACACUGCUCACUCUUCCAGCGAAAGAUUCCAUAAUGUGGAGCCUUGUCACCAACGAUCUGUGGAGGCUGCAGAUGGAACUGAUGCUCCUCAGCAUCGCCUUCAUCUUGCUUUUCGUGUGCGCGGUCGUGGUCAUGCGCUACCGGAAGUACACCGAGACUUUGGAGUCGUGGGAGGCAGAGAUGACGAGACACAAUGCGGCAGAGGUGGCGAAGUGGGCAGCGGAAAUGGACCUGCGGCAGCGAGUGGUGCGCACCACAACAUCCGCUGGCGUCGCCACAGGAGAGCCCUCCACCCACGCCAAUGCGAGCGGCGACAGCAGCAGCGGCCUUUUCAAGGCCCCUGCGAGAGCGUCAUCGGCGUCCCUGAGUGGCUGCGGCAGCCUUCGAAGGGAGCCGUUGGCAGAGAUGCCGCGUGAAGUGUUGGACAGCGUCUCCAAGUGCCAAGAUAGUUCUUUGUGGUAUGUUGACAGCGAGGGAGCAGCCUCCAUUGUUUCCUCCCAGCGCCAGCUGCGCGAGAGCAGCGACAGUGGUACGAGCGACGCAUCGAUGCCUCAGUUCUCUGGUGAGCUGCUUCAGGACUCUUUCCGAGGUUGUGGCGCUACUGCUGAUGGCGGCGUUGACGUAGUCGGAGGCAACGCAACUAAGCCGGUAAGGGUAUCUGCUAGCCUUUUCCUUACUGAGCAAGAACCUUCCGUUGCCACUGGUGAUGAGUGGGUAGUUGCAGGGGGUAGCCGAUAA